Messenger RNA from Notolabrus celidotus (New Zealand spotty), 2241 nucleotides. It is a transcript of the gene kif22, whose product is annotated as kinesin family member 22. Bases 175 to 2055 code for a protein of 626 amino acids. The transcript has 13 exons. The record is from RefSeq and is a predicted model, not a curated record. Lineage: Eukaryota; Metazoa; Chordata; Actinopteri; Labriformes; Labridae. Gene Ontology annotation, molecular function: microtubule motor activity; microtubule binding; ATP binding. Gene Ontology annotation, biological process: microtubule-based movement; mitotic spindle organization.
GCCAGAGCUUCUGAUUGGUUAACAGUCACUUCCGGUUGUAGCGCUCUUCAUUUGAAAAUGUUCGGUUGGUGGAGGAUGCUCUGUCGCCAUUGUUAAAAGUCGGAGUCCGCUAUGUUUCUAAAAGUGCUACUCUGAGGAUAAAACAACGUUUUACACAGUGCACAGGGUAUAAACAUGGCUCAGCGCGUGGCAUCAUCAGAUGGAGGCAACAAGAAGACAUCCAGAGUUCGUGUGACGGUCCGUCUGAGACCUUACAUGAGUAAACAAGAUGAGAAAGAGGAGGGACCUUGCGUAAGAGGCCUGGACUCCCAGAAUCUGGAGAUAGUCAACUGGAGGAACGCAACAGAAUCAGUCAAAUACCAUUUUGAUGUUUACCAUGGGGAGCAAACAACGCAGCAAGAGGUUUUCCGUUCAUCAGUGAAGCCCACUCUGCCUCACAUACUGACCGGACAAAAUGCCAGUGUCUUUGCCUAUGGACCAACAGGAGCUGGUAAGACCCACACCAUGUUGGGUACUCCAGAGCAGCCAGGCGUGAUUCCCCGGGCCGUGCGUGAGGUCUUCAAUUUGGUCAAAGCAAAAGAGGAGGAUGAAGGAUGGGACUACAGUAUUGGCAUGUCUUAUUUGGAAAUUUACAAUGAGAAGGUGCUAGAUCUCUUAUCACCAGGCUCCCAGGAUUUGCCAAUCAGAGAGGACAAGGACAAAAACAUCCUCAUCCCCGGUCUCACCCACACAACCAUCUCCUCCUUCUCUGAUUUUGACAAACACUUUAUCCCUGCCAGCCUCAAUCGUACCACAGCUUCUACCAAACUGAACCAGCGCUCCAGUCGCAGUCACGCUAUCCUCCUCAUCAAGGUUGUGAGGACUCAACGUGCCCUGCCCCACAGACAACAGACAGGAAAGCUGUACCUGGUUGACCUUGCCGGGUCGGAGGACAACCGUCGCACCGGCAACCAAGGCAUCCGUCUGAAGGAGAGCGGCGCCAUCAACCUGUCUCUCUUCACACUCAGCAAAGUGGUGGACUCUCUUAAUUCCGGCACUGCCAUCCGUGUGCCGUACAGAGACAGUAAACUAACACGGUUGCUGCAGGACUCCCUGGGCGGCUCAGCGCACUCAGUCAUGAUCACCAACAUCGCACCGGAGUACAAAUACUAUUUUGAUACCUUUAGUGCACUGAACUUUGCAGCCAAAUCCAAGCUCAUUGUGAACAAGCCCUUCACACGUGAAACUGUGGCCGUGCCUGUGCUGCCAGUGAAGCGGGCCAGAGAAGACCACGAGGCACGCGGGUCUGGCACCGAGCCACACAAGAAGAGACAAAAAGAGGAGAGGAAAACGGAACAAGAUGGUUCCUCGCCCUCUGCACAUUUUCACAGUCAGUCAGACCCUUCGGUAAUGGACAGACUAGUUGCUCUGGAGAAACUUAUGAUGAGCUGCCAGGACAAAGACAGACUCGGCAUGCUUAAAGAUGUGGCCCAGUCUCGCAAGGAGAUCCAGGAACUGAAAGAGAAGCAGAAAGAGUUUGAGACCAAGGCCAUGCUGUUCAGUCGCCCCACAGGAGAAAAGUCUCGUGUCCCGCAGGAGUCUGUCUUCAAAAACAACAUAGCUCCUCUGCAGAGAAAACAGUCAACUGCAACCAAACCAAAUAAGCAACAGGCAGUGGUCCAACCUCUGCAAGUGUCCCAGCUGCAGCCUCUUCAGCAGCUUGCAGUCGUCAGGAAACAGUCCGUCUGCGUCAAGAAGAAGGAGAGGAAGCUUUCAGACCAGGUUGAGGCUCCAGAUGGUAAAGAAAACAUCGAGCAUAGCUGGGAGUCCCAGCUUGACUCAUCUGUUCUAGAACAGUCAAGACAGAAAAUCAUGCAGGUUCUCAAUACUGGCUCCCUAAAAGACCUGAAGGGUCUGCAGCAGAUUGGUGACAAGAAGGCAAAGCUCAUCCUGGGCUGGAGGGAGAUCCAUGGGCUUUUCAGAAAGUUGGAAGAUCUCAGAGGAGUUGAGGGUAUGACCGAGAAGAGAUUUUCCUCCUUCAUGAAGGCAAACAUCCUGAGUGCCAUGGGGAAAUGAUGAAAGUGUAUUCUUCUUUGUUAAACCUAACCCUGUGUAAUGUGUACCUUGUGUAAUGUAUAUAAAUUAUAUCUCAGACGCUUUUGUCUUUUUAUGUUUUGGUUUUAUGGUGUUUUUGUAGUUACCACUGUGCACCAGAUGGUGGCGUACCAUUUCUUUUUAAUAAAUCCCUCAAGGCAUUGAAAA